AGUGAAGAAAGAUGGAGACUAAGUAGCACAUAUGAUCUGCCAAAGUAUGAUGAUAAUAUUUGUUUGGAUAAGGUUGAUUUUAGUGAGCGGGGAAUAAAAGCAGAGUGUGCUUCUGAGGAAGAGUUGAAAAAAUAUGAUCCAUUUGCCAGUUGUUGCGAAGUACUAGAAAUGGAUGGCAAACAGUUCAAAAUAAAUUUUAGAAAAAGAAACUAUGAAGCAGAAGAUGGCGAUAUCAUACUCUGGAGUUUAAAUUAUCCCAAAUGGUGGUACAAAAGAGGAUCAUCAUAUCCCUCCUCCUCAUCUGAUGAAGAAGUUUGUCCUGACGUGGCAAGAUUCAGCUCUGGCUAUGAUCCCAAUUGUGUGGCAGGGCGUAAAAAGCGUGAAGCAAGUUUGAAUUCUACAACAGCAGAAUCAGGUAGGGCAACUGUCAAUGUAACAACUGUAGCAGAUACAAGUAUCGCAACAGAAGCAGCUGCUGGUGUAACAUCAGAAUCAGCUACCAAUGUAAUAACAGAAUCAGCUACCAGUGUCACAACAGAAUCUGCUACCAGUGUCACAACAGAAUCUGCUACCAGUGUCACAACAGAAUCUGCUACCAGUGUCACAACAGAAUCUAUCAACAAUGCACAAAUGGCUAAUUAUGACAUAAUGUAA
Messenger RNA from Eurytemora carolleeae, 654 nucleotides. RefSeq lists its product as uncharacterized. The record is from RefSeq and is a predicted model, not a curated record. NCBI's taxonomy places the organism in Eukaryota, Metazoa, Arthropoda, Copepoda, Calanoida, Temoridae. The transcript is spliced from 5 exons. Bases 169 to 654 code for a protein of 161 amino acids.